AUGCGCACCUUCUCCGCCACCGCCGUCGCCGGCGUCGCCGCCGCCCUCACCCUCGCCUCCACCACCUCGGCCCAACUCGAUCCAUCCCUGAUCACCGGACUCUCCUCGUCGUGCGCCUCCGGACUCGUUGGUCUCGUGACCAACUCUAACGUCUCCUCGUGCCUCGCGCUCCCCAAUGCCGUCGGAGCGCUCACCUCGGCUGGCAACAACUCGGUCGUGCCCGGUCUGCAGUCCUACCUCUCCGGAUCCAUCUGCGGCUCUGGCAAACCCGUCUGCUCCACCGCGGCGCUCUCCUCUGCCAACGCCACUCUCCUCCAGUCCUGCUCUUCGGAUCUCUCCUCCAACAACGGCGGUAACAUCCCCGCGCUGGUCUACUACUUCAUCAACAGCUACGACAAGCUGCGCAACGCAGGAUGCCUUCAGAACUCCCAGUCCCAGUACUGUCUCAUCAACGAAAUGUACGCCCUGCAGAACGCUACCGGUCAACAGAUCAGCUUCAGCGGCAUCCAGGGCAUCCUCUCCAACGAAACCGUUCAACAGCAGAGUCUCCAAGCUCUGGCUGCUAACAAGACCGCCUUCUGUACAGACUGCACCCAUGCUCUCUACUCGACCCUCUUCCCCACCAACUCGAACCAGAGGUUCAUGGGCGCCGUAGAGCAGACGUGCAACUCGUCCUUCGUCGACGGCAAGAUCCCCUCGUCCAUCAAGAGCACCGCUCAGGGUAACUCUACCAGCACCAGCGGAAGCUCCUCCGGAAGCAGCGGCACCACCAAGUCCGGCAACGGCGCCAUGGGCGGUUUCGCCGGUGCCAUCGUCGCUGUCGGUUCCGCCGUCGCCGCCGUCGCUGCCGGCCUCACCCUCCUUUAG
This is a messenger RNA of Pseudozyma hubeiensis SY62, 867 nucleotides long. RefSeq names its product midasin. The record is from RefSeq and is a predicted model, not a curated record. Bases 1 to 867 code for a protein of 288 amino acids. The transcript has a single exon. NCBI's taxonomy places the organism in Eukaryota, Fungi, Basidiomycota, Ustilaginomycetes, Ustilaginales, Ustilaginaceae.